AGAGGCACACCCGAGCAGCGACAGUCACCGGUGGACGGCAGCUACUGCUUACUCUCAGAUUAAGCUGGAGCCUGAAAGUCACAAAUACCCUCAUACGUGACCAUGUCUGCCUGCGCGUCAGCGGACCACCGUCGGGUAUGCCCCUCGGUCCACGGAAACUGGUUCGACACAACCCGCCGCAAGAAAGCCGCCGCCAACAUCUUUGAAAACGUCAACCAGGACGUCCUGAUGAAGCUCUUCCAAAAGACGGGGGACAUGAAAGCCGAGGAGCGCGUCAGGAGCAUCUUCUCUUACGGACAAGACCCCGAGGAGAUAUCCAAAGCCUUAAUGGCUCUCAAGCAGAGGAAGAAGGACAAGCUCCUCCAGAUUGCCGGCUUCUCUAGGCAAAGCGUGAAACUUCAUUGACUCAUGAUGAGCUCCGGUGGAGCUUUUCGCCUUGGUGAAAGUGCGCAGACCCGGCGCGGAGGUGCGGCGCCCAAGUAGACUGAGAAAUCCCCUCAGGGGCGGACAAAGGAACACUGCGUUGCAGAAGUCGCGAUGAAGUUAUUGUUACUUUACGAAACAGCGGACUAUACUUCUGCUAUUGCAAAGCAACGGAAGACAGUUUUUACCCUCGCACUGGAGAACAAUCAUCGGGGCUGAAGCCCCAAUCGAUUAUCUUUGGACAGACUAUAAUACAGUUGUUUUUUGCGGACUCGGACUGGGGAAUUUAAGAUGAAUUUGCUAAGCCGCUAUACAUUUGUUUAAAUGUUGAGGCUAAAACUGCACCUUAUAGGUGUAAUAAAUUCUUUGCUGUUACAUAAAUAAAAACACGAAUUCUGUAUUAUUUGACAUGUACCGUCUUGCAUCUACACUUGUCUACACAGUGAUACUCGAAAUAAUAAUACGCGAACAGAAUAUUAGCCUAACACUCAUUUAUUGUAACAUUUUUUGUGUGAAUUUGCAUGACAAUAUGCUGUCGUAAGUUUAGUGUAGUUAAUACAUUAUAUUAAUAUUUUAAUAUAAAAUUAGUGCAGAACAAAGUCGGAUCGGGCACCGAUAUAAUUAUUUAAAUAACUAAUACGAUGUUCUUUAAAGACUGUAGGGAAAUCUGUCACUUUUUAUUAAAGCUCAGUCACAACCACAUAUUUGUAGUGAAGAGUAUAAAAAGAUGGUGGUAUAUAAAGGUGAUGAAAAACAAGGUGAUAAAACAUUUAAUUAAGGGCCUUGCUGUCCUGCUUCAUAGAAAACAUAGGCUACUUAGCUGCAACUGGGGGAUGCUGGGUGGCUUAGUGGGUUAGGCCUUGUAAUCAAAAGGUCACUGGUUCAAAUGCUGGAACUGGCAGACUGAUGCUGCCAUUGGGCCCCCGAGCAAAGCCCCUAAUUCCCAGCUCCAGGGGUACUGGGAAUACUGGGGUACAUCUGUAUAUGUGUGUCGGUGUGUCUCAUGGGCAGCAUGAUGGGAUUGACGAAAGGACAAUUUCUCCACUGGGAUCAAUAAACUAUCAUUAUUCCAAAA
Molecule: messenger RNA, 1498 nt
Organism: Paramormyrops kingsleyae
Lineage: Eukaryota; Metazoa; Chordata; Actinopteri; Osteoglossiformes; Mormyridae
Product: transcriptional and immune response regulator-like
Biological process (GO): endothelial cell activation involved in immune response; negative regulation of Notch signaling pathway
Cellular component (GO): cytosol; nucleus
Molecular function (GO): Notch binding
Source: RefSeq, a predicted model, not a curated record